AUGGAAGAUCACCUCCACAAUAGCUCAUGGUUGCCUCCUUUCACACUGACAGGGCUCCCAGGGCUGGAGACCUCGCAACACUGGAUGUUUCUGCUGCUUGGUGCUCUCUACACCAUCUCCAUUGUGGGCAAUGCCCUUAUCCUAUUCAUUAUCAAGGAGGAGCAGAGCUUGCAUCAGCCUAUGUACUAUUUCUUGUCCCUGCUAUCAGUUAAUGACCUAGGUGUGUCCUUUUCCACACUGCCCACUGUGCUGGCCACUUUUUGCUUCCACUCAAGGGAGAUCAACUUUGAUUCUUGCAUGGCUCAAAUGUUCUUUAUUCACCUCUUCUCCUUCAUGGAGUCUGGGAUCCUGUUGGCCAUGAGCUUUGACCGCUAUGUGGCCAUCUGCAAGCCAUUGCGGUAUGCCACAGUGCUCACUGAAGCCCGAGUGCUGCGCAUGGGCAUGUCUAUUAUCAUCCGCAGUUUCUGCAUGGUUUUUCCACUACCUUUCCUUCUGAAGAGGCUGCCUUUUUGCAAGGACAAUAUACUUUCCCACGCUUACUGUCUGCACCCAGACUUGAUCCGGCUGCCCUGUGGUGACAUCACCAUCAACAAUAUCUUUGGUUUAUUCAUUGUCAUCUUCAGUUUUGGCCUGGACUCUGCACUCAUUCUGCUCUCUUAUGUGCUCAUACUGCACUCUGUGCUGGCCAUUGCCUCUAGGGAGGAGAGGUUAAAGGCACUCAACAAGUGUGUGUCACACAUUUGCGCUGUGCUCAUCUUUUAUGUGCCAAUGGUUGGAGUAUCCAUGGCUGCUCGCUAUGGGAGCCAUGCCCCAAAGUAUGUGCACACACUCAUGUCCCUGAUCUACCUCUUUGUGCCUCCAAUGCUAAACCCUGUCAUCUAUUCCAUCAAAACCGAAGAGAUUCGUCGGAAGCUUCACAAAAUACUACUGGGAACUAAGUUUUAA
Orycteropus afer afer is the source of this 945-nucleotide messenger RNA. Its product is annotated as olfactory receptor 51I2-like. Gene Ontology annotation, biological process: G protein-coupled receptor signaling pathway. Lineage: Eukaryota; Metazoa; Chordata; Mammalia; Tubulidentata; Orycteropodidae. The record is from RefSeq and is a predicted model, not a curated record. Gene Ontology annotation, molecular function: olfactory receptor activity; G protein-coupled receptor activity. The transcript has a single exon. Bases 1 to 945 code for a protein of 314 amino acids. Gene Ontology annotation, cellular component: membrane.